Camelus dromedarius (Arabian camel) is the source of this 7548-nucleotide messenger RNA. RefSeq names its product tensin 3 (gene TNS3). Gene Ontology annotation, biological process: dephosphorylation. The transcript has 30 exons. The record is from RefSeq and is a predicted model, not a curated record. Gene Ontology annotation, cellular component: focal adhesion. Bases 784 to 5136 code for a protein of 1450 amino acids. NCBI's taxonomy places the organism in Eukaryota, Metazoa, Chordata, Mammalia, Artiodactyla, Camelidae. Gene Ontology annotation, molecular function: protein binding.
GGCAUCUUGUGGCUCCGUGAAGUUGACGCAUAAAACUCACCGUCACAAACAUGUUGCUUUGGUUGAAGUGUCUGAAGAAAGUCCAGCUCUAGACAGAUAGGUGCCUGGGGAAGAAGGCGUCUUUUCUGACAUUACCCCAAACUCCACGGUAGUCCCUUAAAGGUUAGUUUUCAGAGAAGACAAGCAAGCGGCCAGCAGGUCCAUGAAAAGAGGCUUCACGUCGCUGAUCGUCAGGGCGACGCAGAGCGCAGCCGCAGCAAGGUGUCACCUCACGCCUGUCAUGGUGGCAGCCCUCAGGGAGACAGGCAGUGACAGCUGUUGGCGAGGACGUGGAGAAAAGGGAGCCCCCCCGCACUGCUGGUGGGUGGGAAGUCCAUUCUGCUUUGCCUGCGUCCCGGAGACGGCGGGUCCGCUCUCAGGACCUCCGCCUGAGUGCCUGCGUGGUUUCUGCGACCCACGUGGCAAGUGAGCCUUGCGAGCCGUCGUGGCUGUGGCGCUCUUGUGGCCGAGCUGGCCGUCCUCCGUGGAGGUGACGCACCACUGCCACCUGCUUCCAACCACCGGAGCCCUUUCUGGGUGACGCUGGGUUCUUGUGGUAGUUCUUUGCUGCCGUAUAACCAUGUGCCCUAGGCCUGCAAGUACGCCUGCCACAGGACAUGUGAAGCCAAGGUGGUGAGUCCCCACUGUGCACGAGCCCACCUGGAACAGGUUCUGCGGGCCCCCUCGCCGGCCGCGUCUCUGUGCUGUGACAGACCGUGCAGGCCUGCGACGCGGAGCCCCGCCAUGGAGGACGGCCGUGAGCUGGACCUCACCUACAUCACCGAGCGCAUCAUCGCUGUGUCCUUCCCUGCCGGCUGCUCCGAGGAGUCCUACCUGCACAACCUGCAGGAGGUGACACGCAUGCUGAGGUCCAAGCACGGGGACAACUACCUGGUGUUAAACCUUUCGGAAAAGAGAUAUGACCUGACAAAGCUUAACCCAAAGAUCCUGGACGUGGGCUGGCCCGAGCUGCACGCGCCGCCCCUGGACAAGGUGUGCACCAUUUGCAAGGCGCAGGAGGCCUGGCUGAACAGCGACCCCCAGCAUGUGGUCGUCAUUCACUGCAGGGGCGGGAAGGGACGCAUCGGGGUGGUCAUCUCGUCCUACAUGCACUUCACCAACGUCUCCGCCAGUGCCGACCAGGCCCUCGACAGAUUUGCCAUGAAGAAGUUCUAUGAUGACAAAGUCUCGACUUUGAUGCAGCCUUCCCAGAAACGGUACGUUCAGUUUCUCAGCGGGCUCCUGUCGGGAACGGUGAAGAUGAACGCGUCGCCCCUGUUCCUGCAUUUCGUCAUCCUGCACGGGACCCCGAACUUCGACACGGGCGGAGAGCACUCUGCGUGUCUUUCAGCCUGCCGGCCCUUUCUGAAGCUCUACCAGGCCAUGCAGCCGGUGUACACGUCGGGGAUCUACAACGUUGGCCCAGAAAACCAAGGCAGGGUCUGCAUCUCCGUGGAGCCGGCCCAGCUCCUGAAGGGGGACGUCAUGGUGAAGUGCUACCACAAGAGAUACCGCUCGGCCACCCGCGACGUCGUCUUCCGCCUGCAGUUCCACACGGGCGCCGUUCAGGGCUACGGCCUCGUGUUUGGAAAGGAGGACCUGGACAACGCCUGCAAAGAUGACCGUUUUCCCGAUGACGGGAAGGUUGAGUUGGUCUUCUCAGCCACUCCGGAGAAGAUUCAAGGGUGUGAGCAUUUGCAGAACGACCACGGGGUGAUCGUGGACUUCAACACCGCAGACCCGCUGAUCCGCUGGGACUCCUACGAGAACCUGACUGCAGACGGGGAAGUGCUGCACACGCAGGGCCCCGUCGACGGCAGCCUUUACGCCAAGGUGAGGAAGAAGAGCAGCUCGGACCCCAGCGUCCCCGGCGGGCCCCCGGCCGUCCCCGCCGCCAGCAGCCCGGACCACAGCGACCACACCCUGUCCGUCAGCAGUGACUCUGGCCACUCCACGGCCUCAGGGAGGACCGACAGGACCGAGGAGCACCCGGGCCCAGGACCCAAGAGGGGCCUGAGCCCCCAGGAGAAGGCCGAGCUGGACCAGCUGCUCAGUGGCUUUGGCCUGGAGGACCCCGGAAGCCCCCUGCAGGACAUGAGCAAUGGCCGCAGCAAGUGCGGCGGGACCCGCCACGUGGUGCCGGCCCAGGUGCACGUGAACGGGGACGCUGCCCCCAAGGACCGGGAGACAGACAUUCUGGACGACGAGAUGCCCGGCCACGACCUGCGCAGCGUGGACAGCACAGGGACGCUGUCCUCCUCGGAGGGCCACGCGUCCGCCCAUCUGGGCCCCUUCGCCUGCCACCAGAGCAGCCAGAACUCGCUCCUGUCAGACGGGUUUGGCAGCAGCACCGGCGAGGACCAGCACGGAGCCCCUGCCCCCGACCUGGGCCUGGGCGGGGACCCCCUGUACGAGCGCGAGCGGGCCUUUGGGGGCCGUGAGCCCAGGCCGCUGCAGCCCGUGCUCAGGAAGCCCCCCGCGCCCGCCCCGACGCAGGCCUACGGGCAGAGCGGCUACUCCACGCAGACCUGGGUGCGCCAGCAGCAGAUGGUGGCCGCCCACCAGUACGGCUUCGCCCCCGACGGGGAGGCCAGGCUCGGAGGCCGCAGCCCGGCACAGACCCAGCCCAGGGUCCCGGUCACCCCGACCCGGGGGGCCAGCAGUCGAGUGGCCGUCCAGAGGGGCGUGGGCCCCGGGCCACACCCCCCCGACACACAGAGACCCCCUCCCGGCAGAGCGGCCUUCAAGCCCAGGGCUCCGGACGUCAGCGUCGUGAAUGGCGCCGUCCCAGAGCUGAGCUCAGACCCCUCCCCGGGCUCCCCAACCCUGGACAUCGACCAGUCCAUCGAGCAGCUGAACAGGCUGAUCUUGGAGCUGGACCCCACCUUCGAGCCCAUCCCCACCCACAUGAGCGUGCCGGGCAGCCCGGCCAAUGGCCCCGCGCCCCCGGAUGGCGUGGGAGGUGGACUGCGGGCCAGCGGCCACCUGCAGGACGUUGGGGGAGGCCCUGGCAGGGGCCCCGCGAGACAAGGUGACGAGCCCCCGAGCGGAAGGUUCCGUAAGCUGAGCGUCGGGCAGUAUGACAAUGACGCCGGGGGGCCCCCGGCCUUCUCCAAGUCCAAGUGCGGCUGGGGGCAGCCCACCAGCGCGGAACAGGCCCCAAGCCUGGUGCCCUUUCUCUCUCCGGCCAGCGCCAAGGAGACGGCGAUCCCCGCGUACCCCCGGGACCUGGAUGGGGUCGACGGCAGGGUCUUCUCGCCCACUGGCAGUGGCAAUGAGACCCUGCCCCCCACGCCCGCGUUCCCCGUGUCUCCGGAGACGCCGUACGUGACAACCCCCCGCUACCCUCCGUUCAGCCCCCCGGGGCCCCCGAUGGGCGGUACCAGCCUGUACAGAGGAGCUCAGGAACCACGAGGCUGCGCUGAGAUUCUCGGUCACUCCGUGGGGAUGUCAGAGAGCCCGGAUGGACCCACGCCCGCGGUGCUCCGGGCCGACGUGCCCACGGCGCCCUCCUUGCAGCGGGCCUUCAUGUCCUCCUGCACAGUGUCUGGCGGCAGCCCCGGCCAGCGGAGGGAGAGCAGCCCUCCCGCCGAGCACCCGUGGGCGGAGACCAGCCCCAAAUCCUCGCUGGCCCUGCUGGGGAGCGGCCGGCCGGCAGGCAGCCUCCUGGGCACCGGCGAGUUCCCGGGGCCCGGCCAGGACGGCCCCGGGCGGCCCCACUUCCCGCCCGCCGAGCUCCAGACGCCCUUCCACGGCCACCAGCUGUCCCUGACGGACCCCCCGGAAGCACUAGGGCCGCCGAGCGGCCAGGCCUUCCUGAGCUUCUGCUCGGCCCCCGGGGGAGCUGGCCUUCCUCCCGGGGGGGAUGCGGGGGCCUUGCUGGCCAGUUCCCACGGAGCAUCCCCGGCCCUCGGCCCCCCGCGGGCCGCCGUGGAGCCUGCCGACGACGGCUUCCUGUCUCACGGCUUUCUCACGGUGGUGCCGGGACACAGCGGCCACCACAGCCCGGUCCUGCAGGGCCCAGGGCUGACCCUGCCGGGGCAGCCGCCCCUUCCUGAGAAGAAGCGGGCCUCGGAGGGGGACCGGUCCUUCGGCUCGGCCUCCCCGUCCUCCAGCGGCUUCUCCAGCCCUCACAGCGGGAGCACCAUGAGCAUUCCUUUCCCAAACGUCCUCCCGGACUUUUCCAGGGCCUCGGAGGCGGCCACGCCAUCCCCAGAUAAUCCAGGUGAGAAGCAGGUGACCGUGAACUUUGUCCAAGACACAUCCAAGUUCUGGUACAAGGCGGAUAUCUCCAGAGAACAAGCCAUCGCCAUGCUGAAGGACAAGGAGCCCGGGGCCUUCAUCGUCAGGGACAGCCACUCCUUCCGGGGCGCCUACGGGCUGGCCAUGAAGGUGGCCACGCCGCCGCCCUCCGUCCUGCAGCUGAACAAGAAAGCUGGAGACUUGGCCAACGAACUGGUCCGGCAUUUCUUGAUCGAGUGCACCCCGAAGGGAGUGCGGUUGAAAGGAUGCCCCAACGAGCCGUAUUUCGGGAGCCUGACGGCCUUGGUGUGCCAGCACUCCAUCACGCCCCUGGCUCUGCCCUGCAAACUGCUCAUUCCGGACAGAGAUCCGUUGGAGGAAACAGCAGAAAGCUCUCCCCAGACCGCGGCCAACUCCGCGACGGAGCUGCUGAAGCAGGGGGCAGCCUGCAACGUGUGGUACCUGAACUCCGUGGAGAUGGAGUCCCUCACCGGACACCAGGCCAUUCAGAAGGCCCUGAGCAUCACCCUGGUCCAGGAGCCGCCCCCCUUGUGCACGGUCGUGCACUUCAAGGUGUCGGCCCAGGGCAUCACGCUGACGGACAACCAGAGGAAGCUCUUCUUCCGAAGGCACUACCCCGUGAGCAGCGUGAUCUUCUGCGCGCUGGACCCCCAGGACAGGAAGUGGAUCACAGAUGGCCCCUCCUCAAGGGUCUUCGGUUUUGUGGCCCGGAAGCAGGGCAGUGCCACGGACAACGUGUGCCACCUGUUCGCGGAGCAUGACCCCGAGCAGCCUGCUAGCGCCAUCGUCAACUUCGUGUCCAAGGUCAUGAUCGGCUCCCCGAGGAAGAUCUGAGCCUCGCGCCGGGAGACCCCAGAGGGGCUGGCUGUGCCCCCGACCUCCCUGGCCCAGGAGGGAAGGGGCCCCUCCAACUUACACACCAGAACAAGCCACCCCACGGCCCAGUGGCCUUCCCGGAAAGACACGUUUCUGCCGCCCAGGGCCCCGGCGGAGGAAGACGGGCGCCGGGUGGGCCCCCAUACUUGCGCUCUUACGUCUGCGAGGGGAGGGGAGCCCAGCCUGCUCGGCAGUGGCCCGAGUGGCCGCUGUGCCUCGGGGUAGCCGUCUCGGGGGGGCUCCUGUCCAGCGGACACCCUGGUGCCUCUGUCUUCCCGCGAUCACCACAGAGAGGCUGAUUGGUGGGCCUGAAAAGCGGUGCACACCUAAUGAAGGUUUGUGCAGGUCAGGCCCUCCGGAUCACUGGGACGUGAACGAGGGGUCGGCGUGAUGGGCGGCGAGGCCAGGAGGUCCCUGGGUCCCCGUGGAGGGGCUGCCUCCGCCUCCGCUCGCCUGGCUCUGAAUGGCACGCUGGGCCGUGAGGGGAACGCCGUUUCCAUAAAAGUUACGUUUUACUUCUGCCAAAUUAUUUAUGGGAACAGUUUGCCAGUGCUGUGCAGUACUGGGGUCCAGUUACUGCUGCCUCCCCAGCUGGGUUCUCGGCGGAGCGUCUGCCCCGGGGCGGGUCACCGAGAUUUGGAGGCUGUGGGUCCCCACUGGCGAUGCUGUGGGCCGUGGCUGCUGCCCGCAGCCUUCCCGAAUUCCUGACCAUCCGCGUGUCCUUUCUGGGGAGGACGGUUCCAAGGGGUGAGAUGGGCUUAGUUGUAGCCUCAGUCCCCGCGCCGCACCGUUGUCUUGGGGUGGAGACUGCCCUGAGGACCCUGCCCCGGGGACCUCUCGGCGGUCUUGUCCGUGCCUGUUGGCUCCUGCCCGGGUCCCGCGUUCCGGCAGGAGGAUGAGACCGGACGAGUCUCGGUCCUUCCAGGGAGCUCUGACUCAGCUCUGCUGCGUGUCCGCGGCCGGAUCAGGCGCGCUGUCUGCGCGGAUGUGCGCACUGCAGUGCCGUGGUCCGUCCGCCCGUCGGGCAGUGGUCCAAGGUCCCGCGGAUGCCGCGGAGCGAGAGACGGAGCUGGGCACCACCGUCACCUUCCUCGUCAACCGGGCGCUCGCCCCCGGGCUCUCCCUCGAACGAGGGCCUCCCGGGGGCCUCCGCAUCCCCAGUCAAGCACCAGCCCUCAGGUCACCAGGAAUCACCACAGCCAGCGGUCACCGCGCAGGGCUUUGGAAAUGCGCUUUGUGGACUGUUUCAAAGUGGGCAGAGACAGCCUCGGCCGCAGCAGAGGUGGGAUGGGCCGAACCGCAGUGGGCAUCGAGCGUGUGCGCCUGCACGCGUGGGUGUGCGUGCCUGUGUGACUGUGUGCGCGCGAGUGUGUGAGAGCAGGCGCUGAGUCCACUGUGUAGCUCCUAUUAAUGCACCAAACGCAAGUGCCUCGUUUCUGUGCCAAAUGUUUGCCUUGGUCUUCGUGGACCGCCUUCCCCGCCGCGUGCUGCGUGGCCGGUAAGAAGAUUGUACCGGCAUCUUCGGAGGCCCGACGCCUUGGUCCUCGGCAGUGGCGUGUCUGGCAUUUCCGUUUUCCAUCCUCAGCAGGAAUUCAGCCCAGGGGGCAGCGGUGUGUGCUGCCCCCAAGACCUGCCCCCUCCUGAGAUGCUCGAGCCCAAGUCUGACCUAAGGGCCGCAGGCAGGUGCCUCCUCCUUCUGACGAAGCAGGAGCGGGCAGGAUUGAGAAGCACGAACCGCGAGUCAGAGACAGCCAGGCCUUCCCGGCCGAGCUUGUCCAGAGCAUGCAAGCCACGGCGCUUGCUUUAUAGACUGACCGGCCGCCGAGACGCGUGCUCUCAGCACCCAAGGGCGUCGGAACGCUUCCUGCCAGCAAACGGCUCCCUCGGAGGUGAGGGACCGAGGGGAGCCGAUCCCUGGUUCCCGAGGAGCCGGUACGACAGUGUUACAUACGCAGCCGCGAACUCUGCGCUCAGGCCUCGGGGAGCCCCGCCCCGGGGCCCGCGGGGAGGGAACGGCCCCCGGCACCCGGCCUCCGGGUGCCGGCGGGCACAGGGGCGCGCACGAGGCCCGCGCCCCGCAAGUGUCAUAGCCAGCGUCCGUUGACCCGCGCGGUGUCCCUCCAGUGUUAACCUGUAAUCUCCUUGAGUCACACCGCGCCUGAGGGCCCCCCCACUCCCGCGUCCUCCGUGUCCGACCUCACCGCGCCCCCUUACCUGCCCUGCCAAGUAGUGGGUGUUUCUACUUCCGCCUUGUAAAGAGUGAACCCAGUAUGUAAAUGAACGUUCCACGAUAACCCUCUGUAUAGCGCUCUGCUCUGCUCUUUAAAUAUCGCCUCUAUUCAGAGUAUAAUAAAGUUAUAAACUCGGUAA